GUCAGUAGAUGGCUUUUACGCCAUAGAUUUUAUUACAUCUUCACUUUUUAUUUUGGUUUAAGAUAAUAAGGAAAGGAACAGAAAUUCCUUUAAUUGUUUGUAGUUUACUUAUUUUAGAAUAAUGACUAUCAUUACUAAAAAUUUACUUAGGGUGAUAUCACAGGGCUCCCAGAAUAUAAUUCAUCGUGGGGCAGCUACUGCAGCCGCUGGGUCUACAGAUUUGAAAGCUACUAAAAUAACUACACCAAAACUUCCUGAAACAAGGACAACAUGUACUUUAAUACCGGGAGAUGGUGUUGGACCGGAAUUAGUCUAUUCCGUACAGGAAGUGUUUAAAGCAGCUGGUAUUCCUGUUGAUUUUGAAACACAUUUUUUCUCUGAAGUCAAUCCUAUACUAAGUGCAUCUUUAGAAGAUGUUGCUGGAUCAAUAGCUCGAAAUCGUGUAUGUUUAAAAGGAAUUUUAUCAACACCAGAUUACAGUCAUACCGGUGAACUUCAAACAUUAAAUAUGAAAUUAAGAGAGGCCUUAGAUUUGUAUGCUAAUGUGGUACAUGUAAAAUCAUUUCCUGGAAUUAAAUCACGCCAUCAAAAUGUCGAUUGUACUAUCAUUCGUGAACAAACUGAAGGAGAAUAUUCAGCACUUGAACAUGAAGGUGUCCCUGGUGUUGUAGAAUGUUUAAAAAUUAUUACAGAAACAAAAUCAAAACGUAUAGCUAAAUUUGCUUUUGAUUAUGCUACCAGUAACAAUCGUAAAAAGGUUACUUGCGUUCAUAAAGCUAAUAUUAUGAAACUUGGAGAUGGUCUGUUUCUUAAAUGUUGCGAAGAAAUGUCCAAGCUAUAUCCUAGAAUUGAAUUUGAAAAAAUGAUUGUUGAUAAUUGUACCAUGCAGAUGGUAUCAAACCCUCAACAAUUUGAUGUCAUGGUCACUCCAAAUUUAUAUGGUAACAUUAUUGAUAAUUUAGCAUCUGGAUUAGUUGGUGGCGCUGGACUUGUUGCCGGUGCUUCAUAUUCCGCUGAUUGUGUAGUAUUUGAACCAGGUGCAAGACACACUUUUGCUGCUGGUGUUGGUAAAAAUGUUGCAAAUCCAACAGCAAUGCUUUUGUGCGCAGCAAAAUUAUUACGACACAUAAAUUUAGCCAAUUACGGUGACAUGAUUCGAAAUGCAAUUAAUAAGGUAUUAACCGAUGGUAAAGUACGAACAAAGGAUAUUGGUGGACAAUCAAAUACAACAGAGUUUACAUAUGCUGUAAUUGCCAAUUUAGAACCACCAGAAAAAUAAAAGUUUAUUUUUUAUUUUAUUAUUUAAAUACGAAGUAUUAUAUAAGUAGUACGUUACAUAACAUUUAAUAAAAACAAUAUGAUGUAUAUGCAUUGAAUCUCAUUAAAUGUAUGUACAUAAAUAAUUAUAUUUUUAAUGUAUUUAUUAUAUUUAUUUAUGUUGAAAACUUUUAUUACUCGUGUGCCGUGUAGUUAAUUGUAACUACAGUAUAGUAAGUACUACUUACUCAUGUUUGAAUUAUUUACUGUUCUUAAUAAAGAAAUAUGUAAAUUUAAUUUUAAUUAUUAGUAUUUUAUUAUUUGUUUGUAAUUCUAAUCAGCAUGCACUAUUGAUUUCUGAUCAAGUUAAGAUCUCAGCGAUAACGAGACAAACAUUUUACUUGUAUUGUUAAUAAAGUACCUGCUAAUAUUUUUAAACUAUGUUUUUAAAAGUUGCUGUAGGAUUGUCCACUGGGAGCGCUGGCGUCGGUUUGAUUGUCCCUACCAUGAAGCUUUCUCCUGUUCUAUAACCUUCAUGGUCCCUACCAUGAUUACGCACCCAACGAAUACAGUAAAUUUCUUAUUCCAAACUUUCCUAAAUAAUUUUUAGUUUUUGCAAUUUUUAACCAUAGGUUAAAUUAAACAAUGUAAUAAUUAAUAAUUGAGCUUUCGGUGCUUGGAUUAAUAUACUGUGAUAAUGUAUGUUGUAAUAA
This is a messenger RNA of Chrysoperla carnea, 1970 nucleotides long. It is a transcript of the gene Idh3b, whose product is annotated as isocitrate dehydrogenase [NAD] subunit beta, mitochondrial. The coding region runs from base 122 to 1279 and encodes 385 amino acids. The transcript has 5 exons. Gene Ontology annotation, biological process: isocitrate metabolic process; tricarboxylic acid cycle. The record is from RefSeq and is a predicted model, not a curated record. Gene Ontology annotation, molecular function: oxidoreductase activity, acting on the CH-OH group of donors, NAD or NADP as acceptor; magnesium ion binding; NAD binding. Gene Ontology annotation, cellular component: mitochondrion. Lineage: Eukaryota; Metazoa; Arthropoda; Insecta; Neuroptera; Chrysopidae.